UGCUGUCACGUGACUGUCGCUUCCUUUCAAUUGGAGUCGAGAGGAGCGGAUCAGUUUAUUUCUUUACACUCAGUUAAAGAGUCUGUUUAGCACAGGGUGUCUGUGAAGGUGAGAGAGAGAAGAAGAGGAAGAAGAGGAAGAAAAGGAAGUAGAAGAGCUGGGGAGAGUAGAGUGCAUCCUCCUCCGUCUUCCGCCUCAGAGCUGUGAACAGCUCACUGGAUUUCAGAAUGCAUCUGACGGGGCUUCUGUUUGCGUCAGCGCUCUGUGUGGCCACCUUGGGCCUGGACAAUGGAGUGAUGAGGACGCCUCCCAUGGGCUGGUUGGCGUGGGAACGAUUCCGCUGUGACAUCGACUGUGAGCACGAUCCCAAGAACUGCAUCAGUGAGAAUCUGUUCAUCGACAUGGCCGACAGACUUGCAGAGGACGGCUGGAGGGAACUCGGCUACGUGUACGUGAACAUAGACGACUGCUGGUCGUCCAUGCAGAGAGACGAGAAGGGACGUCUGCAGGCCGACCCUAAGAGGUUCCCAGGAGGCAUCCCGAAACUGGCACGCUACCUGCAUGACAGGGGGCUGAAGCUGGGGAUCUACGGGGACAUGGGCACACACACCUGUGGGGGCUACCCGGGCACGCCACUGGACAAGAUCGAGAUAGACGCUCAGACCUUCGCAGAGUGGGAGGUGGACAUGUUUAAAUUUGACGGCUGUUAUUCAAACGCCACAGAGCAAGCGCAGGGUUACCCUCUCAUGUCAAAGGCUUUAAAUGCUACCGGCCGUCCCAUUGGAUACUCCUGCAGCUGGCCUGCCUACCAGGGUGGCCUGCCUCCUAAGGUAAACUACACUCAGCUGGGCCAGAUAUGCAACCUGUGGCGUAACUAUGGCGACAUCCAGGACUCUUGGGACAGUGUCCUGAACAUUAUCGACUGGUUCUUUGAGAACCAGGACGUCCUGAUACCUGCAGCCGGACCUGGACGGUGGAACGACCCUGAUAUGCUGAUCAUUGGUGACUUUGGCCUCAGCAUGGACCAGUCUCGGAGUCAGAUGGCUCUGUGGGCGAUCAUGGCUGCUCCUCUUUUCAUGUCCAAUGAUCUGCGCACCAUCAGCAGCGGGGCUCGCAAUAUCCUGCAGAACAAGAUGGCCAUCACCAUCAACCAGGAUCCUCUGGGCAUCCAAGGAAGGCGCCUUGUGAAGGAGAAGAGUGGCAUUCAGGUGUUCUGGCGCCCCCUGUCAAAAAAUGACAGUGCUCUGGUGUUCUUCAGUCGUCGUACCGACAUGCCGUACCGCUACCAGACUAACCUCAAAAAACUCAACUACACCACCGGCAGCUACAAGAUCUACGACGUCUUCACUGACAAGACCAUGGUGCUGAAAGACUCCACUGACUUUGUGGUGUCAGUGAACCCCACAGGUGUGGUCAUGUGGUACGUGUCUGCGCCUGCCAAACUCAACCUCCGCCGGUUCUAUAAAGAUGGCAGACUCCAGGGAUUCGGCUACGAUGACGAUGUAAACGCCGCCCCUCGUGUUUUCCUCUGAUCGCUGACCGAUUGAACUUUAUCAUCUAAUAAUGACAUCACUGUUGCUGCCUCAGUGCAGCGGCUCUUGAUAAAGUUUUAAAUGACAGAGUGCACACGAACAUCGUUUGGUGCUUAAAGGACUUAUUUCUCUAUUUUACCACAAAGUGCCAUUUAAUAGCUGUAAAUUGUGUCGUGUUAAAGUGAUGGCCCUGUGAAUUACAAGGAUUAAAAUCACUUAAAGCUCAGGGACAGCUGUUUUGCAUCUAGAUUCACUAUUCCAUUUUUUAAGUGAUCCUUCGCUCAAAUUCUGCACUCACAGCAUCAAUAUGAUCAAGUUUAAGCAUCCAAAACAAAACACACUUCAUGUUACAGUAAGGAGAGCAAUGAUUUGUGCCACAUUUUAAGAAAGCAGGGUAGUGUGUGUGUGUUAAAGGUAUACAAUGCAGGAACUGUCCGCUACUGUUUGUAAACAGCAAAACUAAAAGUGAAAGUCACCCAGAGCUUUUCACACAGCAUUGUGUACAUGAUUUUUGUAGCUUCCUCUUGGAUGCGUGCUGCUUAUGCUCUGGUACCUGGUUGCUACGUUUUUUAAUCCUAAAAUCACCUGCGCGCUGUGUCCAAGAACACCCUGCACACAGCAAAUCAAGAAGAAAGUAAAAAAGAAUUAAAGGCAAAAGGGAAGAGGCUCUGCAGAUAAAUACCCCACGCAGACUUCUAGUGGGUCAUAAGUGAUGAUUGGGAGGGAUUACAUCUGUAUGAGUCUAUACUUUUUUUUUUUCUUGGUGAAAUCCUGCGUAGUAUACCCUUAACUGGUCCAAAAAGCACAAAAGAUGAUGAUAAAGGCCUCUGCACUGCUGGUUUUUCUGAAUGUUUACUUUAAAUGCUUUGUUAAAGGUGCAGUCAGCGAUUCUUAUCCAAUACACUUUUUGUCAAAUUCAGUGAAUAUCUUCUCAAGCUGAAAACAUACCAGCACCGCCCCUAGCACACACUGGACAUGUUGUGUUGCAACUUGUCAGCAGAUGACAAGAUCUGUACCUCCUCCACCUCUGCAUUAGCUUAAAAUCAUGUGUUGACAGCCCCUAAUUAAACUUUUUCUCACCCCAAGAUCUGAUCUCCAGAGCUAUGACUCGGCAGGCAAUAUCUUUUUGGCCAUUGUCUUUAUAAUGACGGGAUCGUGGGUCAUUUAGCUCGGGAUAUUUGUUGACCUCAACAAUGAGCCUUUCCUCAUCUCAUUCUUUGUCACACACGAGACACAGCAACAGCUACAGAGUUCUCAUUAUGCAUCAAUGGUGAGGAGAGGAGUUGAGCUGCCAUAGGAGCUGAGAAAAGAGCUGCUACGGGAGCUGUACAAGCAGAGAGCGAGUGGGGGGAAAAUGCAUUUAAUUCUGAAGGCAGCGAGGCUUUAGACAGGACAGUGGCGUAAAGUGACGUGGGGUGGUGCGUACAGGAGCGCCAACGCGUGUCUAGCCUCCGCUGGUGUGGGGAUGUACAUUAAAAAUAAUAGGGGCGUACUUUUUGAAGUGUGGUGUUCGCUGCCGGUGUGUUUUGGCCUCCACGGUCCACAAGCUGUCUGUGUAAGCUGAAAAAAAAGUUCUAAUGUUCCUACACAGCCCUGGCUCUGUAAAUGGGAGAGAGUCUCCCGAGUGGCUCGGACCUGGCAUUCAUGCUCAUAUGUGGAGCAGGGAAAGGCUGUGGAUGUACAAAGAGAAAGGCAGUGGGAGUUAGAGGGACGGUAAAUUUGCCAUAGUGUAUUUGUUUGGGUGUUAAAAAUAUCAUCAAUCUUCCUCCAGGAUCGCUGACUCCACCUUUACAUGAGAAUCGUUUUAGUGUGUUUAAGAAAUGAAAGUUUUUAUAAGAAAUGAUUCUGUGAAUGAUGUGUUUUUGCCUUUACUGAAAUAAAUCAUUCGCUUUUCAAUCAGGCAAA
Molecule: messenger RNA, 3437 nt
Organism: Epinephelus fuscoguttatus (brown-marbled grouper)
Lineage: Eukaryota; Metazoa; Chordata; Actinopteri; Perciformes; Serranidae
Product: alpha-N-acetylgalactosaminidase-like
Exons: 9
Coding region: 228-1532 (434 amino acids)
Biological process (GO): glycoside catabolic process; glycosylceramide catabolic process; oligosaccharide metabolic process
Cellular component (GO): cytoplasm
Molecular function (GO): alpha-galactosidase activity
Source: RefSeq, a predicted model, not a curated record